Messenger RNA from Trichoderma aggressivum f. europaeum, 2115 nucleotides. RefSeq lists its product as uncharacterized. The coding region runs from base 1 to 2115 and encodes 704 amino acids. The record is from RefSeq and is a predicted model, not a curated record. Lineage: Eukaryota; Fungi; Ascomycota; Sordariomycetes; Hypocreales; Hypocreaceae. The transcript is spliced from 5 exons.
AUGUGCCGCGCUGCCGAGGCUCACUCAGCCUUUCGUUUGUACCGCACUGGCCACUGCAGCGCAGGACAGGGAGGAGCUUUGGCUCUUGCAACUUCGUUGCGGGCUUCACAGAUCGAUCCGAGUGCCUGGCGUGGCGAUAGCCUCAUCCUGGGCUGUUGGAAUCGAGCCUCUCCUGCUCUGGGGACACGUCGCAAGAGCAAAGACUCGGCUCAGGGAGCGUCAACAUCAAGCUACGUGGCAUUGCCGCCAUCGCGCUCACAGCAGAGUCACCGUCACACCACUUCGACUCCUUUGCUCUCCCUCGUUCGCCGGGGGGGUUUGGGUGAUAACGGGCAUAUUUUGCGGCUCAGGCUGGCCCGUCUGGUCCUCGCGACAGCCCGGCGACACCACACGGCUUGCGUACUCACGACAUCAAACCAGCCCGCGACAUCGACGACCAUCGUUACAAUGGCAUCGCCAUCAGCGCUGGCCCCGCCUCCGAGCGACAAGGCCGUCAUGCAGGGCACUGGAGCCGGCUCUUCCGGGCCAGACCCGAUCCUGCGGAAUGCCUUGCGAUACACCAUCUCGCCGCGCGAAUACGCGGCUCUGCACAAGUACAUCCUCUCCAAGUCGCGGGCGCUGCGCCGCGCGGCACCAAGCCCAAGCAGCGUGGACAAGGCGCUGCAGCCGAGGAAGGGAGGCGACGACUACAAUGCAAAGGCGGUGCGACACUCGCUGCGCGUCUUCACGGCGACGUGGAUUGGCAUGAAGGCGUGGGACGCGGUCAUGAAGAGGCUUGGGAGCAAGGAUCCGAGUGCAGGUGGGCAGAAGAAGCCAAUCUACAAAUCCCCCGCCUUGAGGCUCUCCCUCUCGCUGUCCAGCAUCUUGUUUCUCUACCGGGUGCUCUUCCGCUUCCUCACCCGGCUCCGCGUCCAUCUCCUGGAUCCUCAAGCAGAGCCUUUCCGGCUGCGCAACCCACGGACGACGGCAACCCUGACGUCGCCGUUUGCGCCGGCCAUUGGUGCCUCGCUCGCGGGCCUUGCCCUCGGCGUCUAUCCGUCCCAGCAGAUGCGUGUCAGCAUCGCCAUCUACGCCCUGUUCCGGGCCUUGGAGUUUGGCUGGAAUGUGUGCGAGAAGGACGGCAUGAUUUGGGGCAUCAAGAAUGGGAAGAACCGCGAGCGGCCCUGGUGGUUCGGUAGCUGGAUGCUGCAGCCCCUGGCUUUCGGCCAAUUGCUCCACGCUGCAGUCUUUGACCCUGAUUGCUUCCCUUCUUCUUUUGGAGAUUUUAUUUUCAAAAACUCGUCUACUUACCUGCCCCCGCGGCCAGAGAACUAUCCCACGACUCUCAAAUGGCCCAGUGCGACUGACGUCCUGGCGAAUAUCGCAGAGAUGGCCCGACUCAACUGGCCACCCAAUAUUUCUCCCAUCUUGUUCCCCAACAAAGAGGUUCUCCCGCCCACGCUGGCUGGCGUCUCACCACUGAGCUCACAGGCUCACCCGCUCAUUACCUCCCUCUCCUGCGCAACUCUUCACCCCACAGACCCAUCUUGUCUGCGAACCUACCUCACCUUUUGGCUCAACUCCUUCCCGACCAUGACGCGUUUCUUCCUCAUCUUUACUUCCGCCAUGACCAUCAUCCCCCGGUUCCGCAACCUGUACAACUUCCCAUUCGCCACCAUCCAGCGCAUCAUAUCGCAGGCUCUGCGCCUCUCCACCUUUGCUACGGGGUCCAUCUCGACGGCCUGGGCAUCUAUUUGCUUCUUCCAGCAGUAUCUUCCCCGUCAUGUCCUUGCGACGCAGCGUAUCUUCUUUGGAGGCUUCCUCGCGGGCAUGUGGGCGUGGGUAGAGCGUCGCCACGGCCGCGGCGUGUUCCUGUACUCUGCUCGUGCCAGCGUCGACAGCCUGUGGAAGGUGGGUGUGAAGCGACGCUGGUGGAAGGCCAUGAAGGGCGGAGACGUGUGGGUGUUUGUUCUCGCGCUGAUGGUGACGGGCGUGGUGUAUGAGCGCGACGCAAAGGCCAUUCGGGAGGGCCAGUGGCGCAAGGGUGUGAGCUGGCUGCGGGGCGAAGGGUGGAAGGACUGGGCUUUGGAGGAGGAUGGGGAAGAUGAGGAUGAAGAGAAGGACAAGGAUGAGUAG